CGAAGUCUAAACACCAGUUAGAUCUCGCGAUGGCGAAUGUUCGCUUGUGUUAGUUCGUAUAUCAUCACAUUAAAAUGUAAACAAAUAAUUAUAGUUUAUGAGAGAAACAUCUCUGUUCAAAGACAAAAUGUCGAAUACCAGUGCUAAUUGUGUGCGUGUGUUAAGUUUGUUUGUGUUUAUGUUAAAUCAAGUUGAAUGCAAUACAUUUGUAAAUGAAUUAUUACUUAGUGAACACCAUCAUGUACAUUGUUCACACGAACACCCUAAAGAAGAUCAAGUAGUCCGCGGUGUACAUAUAGAGCCAGCGCAUCUAGUUAAAAGAAGAAGUAUAGACCAGCCGCUUAGGAUUAGUAUAUUUUAUGACCACUCUGUAUAUAGGUUAGAACCGGAGAAAUUCGAUAUGAUUAAUAAUACAAUAUUACCAGAAGCUGUGAAGUUUUGGGAGCAAGCGUUGAAAGUACGAAAGACUGGAGGACCAAUUAAACUUAACAGAAAAUGUCCCACACGUCAAGUGUUCAUACGAGGUGGCAGAUCGCAUUGCAUCGACUCCUGCAACGCCGAGACGAUGUGCGGGGAAGUCAGGGUGCCGGAGUAUCAUUUAAAUCCUUGUUACGUUUGUAACAGUACUGGACACAACUGUAGAGCGCUGCCGAUUAAAAUUGAAGACGAUUUAGAAGUAACUACUGAAAUUAACGGCGAUAAUUCAACGGAUCCAACAGUACCAGUAGAAGAAAUAGAAGCAACCGGUGUAGAAGAUACUGACUUCGUGUUAUACGUGAGUGCGGUAGAGACGGAAAGAUGUAGGCGUGGCUUGACUGUUGCGUACGCGUCGCAUUGCCAACAGGAAUCUGCUUUAGACAGGCCUGUAGCGGGACAUGCUAAUUUCUGUCCAGGGGAAUUAUCUACUAAUUAUAGAGAUUUACCAUCCGUUUUGUCAACAGUGAAACAUGAAAUGCUCCACGCUUUAGGUUUUAGUGUGUCUUUGUUUGGAUUUUAUAGGGACGAUAAUGGUGAGCCAUUAACAGAGAGAAGACCGGACACAGGGGAUCCGCCUUUAGAUGAAGAGCUACAAAUACAUAAAUGGUCGUCUCGUGUUGUGAAGAAUAUAACUCGAAGGAAUUGGAUGAUACGAGGCGGUUAUAUGUCGAGAACUUUCCAUAUGAUUGUCACACCGAGAGUUGUUAAAGAGGUACGAGAACAUUUCAAUUGUUCAGAUUUGGAAGGUGCAGAAUUAGAAGACCAAGGAGGAGAUGGCACCGCACUCACACAUUGGGAGAAAAGAGUCUUCGAAAACGAAGCGAUGACGGGCACACACACACAGAACUCCGUAUUCAGUCGUAUAACAUUCGCGUUAAUGGAGGAUACAGGGUGGUACCGCGCGGAGUAUUCCCACGCGAGCCCCCUGCAUUGGGGGCGGGGGCUCGGCUGCAGGUUCGCGAUGGCGUCCUGCAAACAAUGGCUCAACACGCAAAGGUUGAGACGUAAGAAUCCAGCGCCGUUCUGUGAACGAGUAAAAGGUGAUCCAUUGAGAACAGAAUGCUCUCCGAAGAGGACAGCUGUGGUUUUAUGCAAUUUAGUACGACACGAGAAUAUACUACCUAGAGCUUACCAGCACUUUGACCUCCUUCCUAACGUGCCGGCGGGUGAAGAGGCACACUAUGGGGGCUCGGUGUCUCUUGCGGACUACUGCCCUUACCUGCAGGAGUUCACUUGGCGACACAAAAGUGUGCUCAUCCGAGGCAGCCGGUGCUCGUAUGAAGAGAAUACGCCAAAGACUGAUGUUAAUUUCGCAUUAGAAAACUACGGGCCACAUUCUAAAUGCUUCGACCACAGCGACAGAGUAUGGGAACAGAAGUCUUGUAGACAGAUCAGAGAGUGGCAGCACUGGGGCUCCGGAUGCUAUAAAUAUAAAUGUCAAAGUGGAAGAUUGCAUAUUGUGGUGGGAAACUACUCAUACACAUGUUACCACGCUGGGCAAGUUCUUCAAGUAAGGAUUAUGCAGCGCGGCUGGCUGCACCGCGGGGGCGUGGUCUGCCCACCCUGUAAAGACCUCUGCGCUGAAGAGUUCCAAUCUCGCGGCGAAUACUGCAAAGGAGGUGAAGAGGCACCUCCUCCUAAUUUAUAUCCGAACGAUCUGUUAGUUUGUAAAUCUCCCGCGCUUCUGCCCGCCGCCAUCUUGUUACUGUCCGCCAUCUUGUGUAUUCAUAUAUCAGACAUUUUAGUGAUAUAAACGUUACCAUUGUGAAUUGAAAGAGAUUUAUGUGACCCAGUGAGUAGGGGGCCGUCCAUAAAUUACGCCAUCGAUUUUAUCAGACUUUAGACCUCCCCCCCUACAAUCAUCCUAUCGUCAUUUCUUAAUGACCCCCCCUUCUCCCAAAAUUGACGUCAUUGUGAACAAUAAACUAUAAAUAAAUAAGAAUGACGUCAAUUUCGAAACACCCCCCCCUCCUAUCUAUCAUUUACCUUCAUCCGCAGACCAACCCACCCCCUAAUUUAGAAUGACGUAAUAUAUGGACGGCCCCUAGGGAAGUGAUUUCAAUUCCCACCGGGUCAAAAACUUGUCGUUCUGUAAUUCGACUGAAAUUGUUAAAAUACCUAAUAAUUCGAGAAAAAUCAUAAA
This is a messenger RNA of Papilio polytes (common Mormon), 2620 nucleotides long. RefSeq names its product leishmanolysin-like peptidase (gene Invadolysin). The transcript has 18 exons. Gene Ontology annotation, molecular function: metalloendopeptidase activity. Gene Ontology annotation, biological process: proteolysis; cell adhesion. Gene Ontology annotation, cellular component: membrane; cytoplasm. NCBI's taxonomy places the organism in Eukaryota, Metazoa, Arthropoda, Insecta, Lepidoptera, Papilionidae. The record is from RefSeq and is a predicted model, not a curated record. Bases 98 to 2230 code for a protein of 710 amino acids.